AACUUGGAAAAUUCACAAUUAAUCAUUAUUUUUCCACAACUUUUUCUUCUCAAUUUCUCUCUCAAUAUUCAUCUUCUCCCUCACCCUCACUAAAGUUCAUCUUCAUCACCAUUUAGAAUUUCAUAUUGAAGUUCUAAAAUGGUGGAACUUAGCCAUCAACAAUUUCUAUAUCAUCAUCAAUAAUUAUCAAUCAACAAUUCAAGCAUUAUCAUCAAAAAUCGUCCAUCAACAAUUCCUACACUAUCAUCAACAAUCAUCAUCCAAGAUUCAUCAAUUCAAACUUAUUCAUCAAUAUUCUACAUCCAAAAUUCAUCUUCUACAUUAAUUUAUCAUAAAAAAUAAUCAUCAAGCUUGGAAUUUAAUUGGAUUAAAGGAGCUUAUUCUUGAAGUAUUCCGAGUUUCUCUUUGACAUUUCGAUUCUCAACACUAAUCAGAGCAAAUCUCCGUUCCGUCGGUUCGACCGAAAGGAAGCUAAAUUUGUAACGUUCCAAAUUUAUCAGACCAUAAUCUGAACAAUAUUUACAUGUCAUUUAGGUUCUUGCUACGAUUUUAACUUUGUGGUUAGCAGACAAAUCGGGUCGCCGGCUUUUACUUAUUGUUUCUUCAUCUGCAAUGGCUUUGAGUCUUUUGGUUGUUUCAAUAUCAUUCUACUUGAAGGAAUAUAUAUCACCAGAUUCUGAUUUAUAUGCGACAAUGAGCCUCGUAUCGGUGGCUGGAGUUGUGGUCAUGGUUAUUGCAUUCUCUCUAGGAUUAGGAGCAAUGCCAUGGAUUAUAAUGUCUGAGAUUCUUCCGAUUAACAUCAAAGGCCUAGCUGGAAGUUUUGCAACACUUUCCAAUUGGUUCUUUUCCUGGUUGGUUACAUUAAUAGCAAAUUUGCUCUUGGAUUGGAGUUCGGGAGGAACCUUCACAAUAUAUACUGCAGUGUAUGUUUUCACAGCAGGAUUUGUUGCAAUUUGGGUCCCCGAGACAAAGGGAAAAACUCUUGAAGAAAUACAACAGUUUUUCAGAUGAAGUUUCCUUUCGAGUAGCACUUCAGCUAGUGUUCACUCAUGUAUUCACAUUCAUAUUUUUUUUUCUGAAUCAACUCAAUUCAUUUUUGUGCUCUUUGGUCUUGUUAAAUAUGAAAAAUACCAAAACAGUGUGAUUUUCUAAUCUAGCAGCAUACUUGCAUUUUUGUUGUAAUUGAUUGAUUAUAAACAAAUAAAUG
This is a messenger RNA of Lathyrus oleraceus (garden pea), 1207 nucleotides long. RefSeq names its product sugar transporter ERD6-like 6. Gene Ontology annotation, cellular component: plant-type vacuole; membrane. NCBI's taxonomy places the organism in Eukaryota, Viridiplantae, Streptophyta, Magnoliopsida, Fabales, Fabaceae. Gene Ontology annotation, biological process: transmembrane transport. Gene Ontology annotation, molecular function: transmembrane transporter activity. The transcript is spliced from 7 exons. Bases 613 to 1011 code for a protein of 132 amino acids. The record is from RefSeq and is a predicted model, not a curated record.